ACCACCCUAAUUAGCGUAACGUUCAGCUGUCAAAGUUUUGAAAUAAUCGCGCAGAAGAUCUGUCACUUGCAAUCGUGUGUUUUUCUGGAUGAUUUUUAAUCAGCAGAGGAAAUUAGUUAAUUUUAUCAUUCUUGAUUUUGUUGGAUUUAGUAUCGUAAAAUUUGACCACAUUUCGCAUUGACUUCAUAAAAAUGUCCACCAAAGUCGCCAACAAAAAGUUCAAAUGGCAGCUGGAUUUUACUCCCAGAUCUCGCAACAGUGGAGGAGACAUUGCCUCCCCACCGGGAUUUAAUCCAUCCGCCGGGCAGACCCACAGUGAAGUGGCCCGGGACAACGACCAAAGCCACCUGAUCCUGAAAAAAUCCUGGGAUAUUGCGCUGGGCCCUAUUAAGCAGUUCCCGAUGAACCUGCUGAUAAUGUACAUGUCCGGGAACUCGAUCAGCAUCUUCCCGAUCAUGAUGGUGGUGAUGAUGUUCAUCCGGCCGAUUAAGGCGGUUCUCUCGACGGGAGCCACGUUCAAGGUGAUCGAAGGAAUUCAAGCCACCGGACAGAAGUUCGUCUACUUCCUGGGCAAUCUGGUGAAUAUCGGAUUGGCUCUGUACAAGUGCCACAGUAUGGGAUUAUUGCCGACGCAUGCCUCGGAUUGGUUGGCCUUUGCAGAUCCACAAGCCCGGCUGGAAUACUCUGGAGGUGGUAUGUCACUACUGUAGGAAAUUAGGGGGUUCUUUCGCGAGACUUAUCAAGUAAAUAAUUUAUAUUUCAUCUAUCAAAAAAAGAUCAUUUUUGUGGGAAAGUAAGAUUUGGACGAAAAUAAUCGAUAGCUGUUGGAUACUAUAAG
Molecule: messenger RNA, 838 nt
Organism: Aedes aegypti (yellow fever mosquito)
Lineage: Eukaryota; Metazoa; Arthropoda; Insecta; Diptera; Culicidae
Gene: EMC4
Product: ER membrane protein complex subunit 4
Exons: 2
Coding region: 192-710 (172 amino acids)
Biological process (GO): protein folding in endoplasmic reticulum
Cellular component (GO): EMC complex
Source: RefSeq, a predicted model, not a curated record